CAUAGUUAUAAUUAAUCCAAAGAUUUUUAAAACUGAUGUGUCUGGUAUAGAAUAAUAUUUUUAAUGAAAUUCUAGUCAGCUUGAUUCCAUUUAUUGUUAAUCAAGAAUUGAGUUAGAAAAAUAAGUUAUUAUCAGAAUUAUUUACCUAAGUUUAUUAUUAAAAUAUUGUUUGUGCUAUUCGAUAUAUAUUUAAAAAUGAUUAAAGAACUAAGCGCAAUUAGAGAAUGCAUUGUAAACACAAAUGUCUCAUUAAAGUCUAUAAUACAGGAUAUAUAUUCUUGUGAAGGACCACUAGAAUCAUUGACACAUUUAAAUGCAAAUGGUAGAAAGCAAAUUAAUAUAUUCAGAAAUUUAAUUGAAAACUUAGAAUUAUAUGCUCGUGAAGCUGAAAACCAACAAGAAAAAUCAGAAGUUUUAGAAGAAGUCCGUAAUCAGAGAGAAUAUUUGACUAGUAAUAUUGCUUCAUUCAGAAAAGCUAAUGUGGAAUGUAUGGCAAGGAUUCAUAAAAAAUCUAGUGAACAAUUAUUAGGUACUAGCAAAGAAGAACAAGUACGACACAAAUUGAAAAUGGAUAAAGAAAAUUUAUUGAAACAAUCAUCAACUGUUACCAAUCAACUAUUAUCUGUUAGUAGACAACUAGCAAAUACAUCUCAGCAAAGUUUGGACACUCUUGAAACUCUUUUAAAAUCAUCAUCAACCGUAUCUAAUAUCAGCAACGAAAUAAAAAACGCUAAAGGUGCAUUAACGCAGUCUGAAAAACUUUUAAACAAAUAUGGGCAGCGUGAAACAACUGACAAAAUUCUUAUUAUGUUUGCUUCUGCAUUUUUUUUUUGUGUAGUUGCUUACAUUAUACAAAAGCGACUUUUCUAAUGUUCAGGACUUACAUUUAAAAAAUGCUUCAUUUUAUUGAUCUUUAUUAAACUUUUUAUGUAUAAAUUGGUAUGGUAUAUUUUGAGCUUUGUGAUAUAUAUUUGUUUUUCUAUUAUGGGUUA
This is a messenger RNA of Sipha flava (yellow sugarcane aphid), 992 nucleotides long. It is a transcript of the gene Sec20, whose product is annotated as vesicle transport protein SEC20. The coding region runs from base 196 to 870 and encodes 224 amino acids. Gene Ontology annotation, cellular component: endoplasmic reticulum; SNARE complex. The record is from RefSeq and is a predicted model, not a curated record. NCBI's taxonomy places the organism in Eukaryota, Metazoa, Arthropoda, Insecta, Hemiptera, Aphididae. Gene Ontology annotation, molecular function: SNAP receptor activity. Gene Ontology annotation, biological process: retrograde vesicle-mediated transport, Golgi to endoplasmic reticulum. The transcript has 5 exons.